This is a messenger RNA of Podarcis lilfordi (Lilford's wall lizard), 20837 nucleotides long. NCBI's taxonomy places the organism in Eukaryota, Metazoa, Chordata, Lepidosauria, Squamata, Lacertidae. The record is from the annotation of a GenBank genome assembly.
AUGCCAAGUUGGUUCAAGAAGGACAACCUGUUUGCUGUUAUGUUUGUGAUCCGUGUGCUGCAGGGACAAUCUCCACUCAGGAAGGUGGGUGACUCAGGGCUCGUCUACAUUUACUUUUUUGCCCCAUGCUUUCUUAGGCACAUGUCCACACUUUCCCAGUCGGCGAUUGUCAUUUGCUCUGAUUCAAUGCUAAAAUGCAGGUUUCCUCACGGAAAGCACAGGGAUGGGGGAGGGGGAGUGUAGAAAUGUGGAACAAAAUGAAUUCUGGGCGAGUCCUAAAUUUUGUUCCUCAGUUGUGAAACCAUCGUGCUUUAAACCAUGAUCGAAAUUGUAUGGGAAAAAUACGGAAUAACAGAUAGAAUCUUGCUUAAAAUGUAUAUAGGAAGUGCAGUGUAAGCGACGGAAGUCAAUCAAUGAAAUUUUAUUAUUUUCAUAUUGAGAUAUUUGUAGAAUAAAUUUGGAAGAAAUUCUUCCAACUUUUCUACUUCUUUUUUUCUUUAUUUUUUCUUCUUUUUUCGUUUCUUCUUUUUCUCUUUUGUUCCUAUUUUCAUGUAUAUGUGCUUAUUUGAAGUGUAUAUGUGUGUAUGUACUUGUGUUUUGCUUAUAUUUUGUAACAAUUAUGUUAAAUUUAAAAAAAUAAAAAAUAAACCAUGAUGGAGUGUAAACAAAUAAACAACUUAGUUUUAUUUAAGAGGUGCUUCCUCAUACGUUGAACCUCUGGGUAGGGAAUGAGUGGACACUGGACAGUGUUCACAGAAGUACUAUAUUUUACUGCUGCUUAAUCAUAAGCACUACCACAAAGAGUUAAUUCUAGCACUCUCCUGUGUUAAUAACAGUGAGAGGUGUAUCUAUUAACACAUGAAUAAAUUUGGUCAUGUUACCCAGUACCCAUCUUCAGUGCAGGCGACUGUCACAAUUGGAUCAAUAUCUUUUGCCCAAAAUGGGAAGUCUGGAUCACAAUGCCUAGAAAGAGUGUGUGAUUGUUGUUCUCAGGCAUUUCCAGCUAUCUCAAAUAGGUUGUCAGGAAUGAGCCAGCUCCUAGUGGAACUUUACAGCCGGCUGCAGAACAGAGAUGGUUAGAUCUGAUGCAGGCUGAACAGCGGCCAGUGCCCAGUGCACCUCCUUCGGACAUUGGAAUGCCGGUUGCCAAGGGAACGACUGAGAGCAGGCUGGAACACAGCCAAAGCUCUCAGGAAGCUCAAACAAGCAUGAACAGACACAGAGAUAGUUUGUUGGAAAAGGAAGAGGCUGGAGCUGAUCCAAUAAGUCCAAGUCCGCGGCGAAUGGGAGGGCUGCUAGACAGGAAGCAAAACAAGAGAUGUAAGGGGCGACGGUUCAAUAUUUUCUGUAGACAUAGGAAGGAGUCUUCAGAAGGGUCAUCUUGAAUGGUAAUGUCAGUGGCUUCGUUAGAGCUGCUCGGAGCUAUCUGUUUGUUUUUGCAAUAAAUCCUGCUUUUUAAUUACCUAUGCUUACUAUGUUAUCAAGCUGGGAACCUGGACUCCUGACAUAGGUCCUGCAGAAAGAAAGUGUGAUAACUUGUUUCUCGAUGAAUUGGAUAAUGUGAGAUGAAAGAAAUAACUUCAGGACAGAAAGCACAGAGUUGGUCUUAUGGAUGCUGCUGAUUUCAUUCCCACCCUACUUUAUAUAUGAUUGGGACAGAUGAAUAUUCUGGAGUAUAAACUAUCAUGCUGAAACAUAUAUAUUAUGGAAUGUAACAGAAUACAUAAUAUUACUCUUCUAAGCUUCCUGUUAGGACUACUGAAUGCUCUCCUCUUACUUUCAGAUGCAGACUAUUGCACCACAUGUCCAGAAGAUCAGCACCCAAACGAGCACCAAAAUCAAUGUGUCCCCAAGGUUAUCACCUUUCUUGCCUAUGAAGACACUUUAGGGAUCACAUUGGCGUCCUUUGCCCUAAUCCUCUUCUUAACCACCGGUUUUGUUUUUGCCAUCUUUAUUAAAUACAUGGACACUUCCAUAGUCAAAGCCAAUAACCGAGACCUCUCCUACAUACUUCUUGUAUCUCUCUUGCUUUCCUUUUUGUCCUCCUUCCUUUUCAUCGGCCGCCCAAGGAAAGUGACCUGCCUUCUCCGACAAACAGCCUUCAGCGUCAUCUUCUCAGUUGCUGUUUCUUCUGUGUUGGCAAAAACCAUCACAGUGGUGCUGGCCUUCCUGGCUACAAAGCCAGGGAACAAGGUGAGAAGAUGGCUGGGGAAAAGUCUGGCCAAUUCCAUUAUCAUAUCCUGUUCCAGUGUACAAGUUCUCAUCUGCACCAUCUGGCUGGGCAUGUCUCCCCCUUUCCCGGAGUCUGACAUGCACUCCCAGCCCCGAGAGAUCAUCCUGCAAUGCAAUGAAGGGUUUGUGGCCAUGUUUUACAGUGCCCUCAGCUACAUGGGCUUCCUGGCUGCCAUCUGCUUCACAGUGGCUUUUCUAGCCAGGAAGCUGCCUGGGGCCUUCAAUGAAGCCAAGCUGAUCACCUUCAGCAUGCUGGUUUUCUGCAGUGUUUGGGUGUCCUUUGUUCCCACCUACCUGAGCACCAAGGGGAAAUACAUGGUAGCUGUGCAGGUCUUCUCUAUCUUGGCCUCCAGUGCUGGACUUCUGGGCUGCAUCUUCCUUCCCAAGUGCUACAUUAUUGUGCUGAGACCUGAUCUGAAUACAAAGGAGCAUCUCACAAUGAAAAUUAAAUGAGGCAUCUAAUUCGUAAAAUAUUUAGGAAGGAGGAGUUACAGCUUUUAAGGAUAAUACUAUGUGUAAUGCUACUGAAUGCACCCUUCUUCUCCACCAGAUAUAGUUUGUGAAUUGGUACUGAUCUUACUUUUUCUUGGAAGGUGUCUCCAUCUGGUGUUAAGUAAUUCUAGGGAUUCUCUGAACUUCUGCAUGGAGGAAAGAAUUGAAACAUAAACCAAAAAGUUGUGACAGCUCAGGAGAGGAUACUGAUAUCCCUGUUGGGUGAUAAUGCCGAGGCCGGUGCCUCCCCCCCAACGCAGCGUCGCCCAGGAUUCAUCACUCCAGUGUCCUGUCACGCUAAUGUGGCCCAUAUCCAAGGACACGAGCACACAACAAGCAGAGUUCAAACAGAAGCUUAGCCUUGAGGUGUAACAUCUAAGCCUAAUUUAUUGCAAAUUAAAUCAAACAUAACAGAACAAAGAAAAACAUGGCUUCUCUCUCUGUCUUUCUUCCUCGGAGAAAGAACUGCAAAAGCAAUAGCAAUACAAAACGGAACAGCGUAUCUCAAUUGCCGCUAACGAGACUCCAAUAAUCAGUGCUGGAAUGUAAACAGACAUGUGACAUGUAACAAUCCCACACAUCUAAGGCACGGGAGGAAUGGAAUUCUCAACAAUCUCUUCCAACAGGGAAGGGCUGUAGCUCAGUGGUUGAACAGUGGGUCCAGGUUGAAUCCUUGGCAUUUCAGGUUGGGCUGGGUGAAUGUCCCCUGGCUGAAAAGAACCCCUGUCCACCUGUGUAGACACAAUAGACCUAGAUGGACUAAUGAUUCAACAGUACACGGCAGCUUCCUAUGUUCCUAAGAAAAUUAUCCCCACUUUCUAGGUCCUGUGCAAAUUUAUCUUAGUCUUCUGUGCCAAGACAAGAGAGGCCAACUGACAUUUCUAAAUACUUUCUCUUCCCUCUCCGGAUCCCUCUCAUGUCUUCUGCCUGGACUAGUUGCUGAGGAGGAAGAACCUUCGUUCAAUUUUUCUGAGGGCUCCAUUUCUACAUUCCUGCAGUCAAAGUACCUUCUGCAGGGGACAUGGCCUUCCCUUCUUCCACUGUUUUGUUAGUGCAGAGUUCUUUGUUUGAAGACUCGGGCGCUGGAAAUGGAGGGUGAGAAAUAUUUUAAAUAAAAUAAUAACAAAUGGGUGAGAUAAGCCGAAUGGAGAGCAGAUGAGAGGAGAAAGAACCAGUCCAGAAGUAGGAUGCCCAUGCUCUGAGGAUACAUUUUGGAGGGGAAAUCCUGAGGUUCAGUUGACUGAACUGGAUUGACUUAAAUGCCAGAGGAGAAAGUUCUGCAUGUUUCUGUGGGAAUUUCAGGGGUGUCAGGGACUGGGCAGAUGAGGAGUAGUGGUGGAGACUUCCACCUCAAGAAGCCUCCAAGCAGGAGGAAAAUGGGGAUACAAUGGACCCAGAUUAGUGGUGGUGACAAACAGGACACACCUCAGAAGAAACAAAGAGCUGAGAAAUAAUGGGAGAUGAGGAACCAGCAGAUGCUCUAGUUCUGAACAGGGACAGGACUCAGAAGUCAGAGAAACAGUACUCAGACAGUGGACACUACAUCACUUGAAAGCCUGGUGGAACCUCCUCCUUCUCCACAGACCAGGCGAUUCCUUCAUAUCUUAGAGCAGAAGGCUAAACAGAGACAGAAAUAUUCCAUUGCUAGCCACCGUAGACAGUAAGGAGGGUUUUGGAAGCUAGGAAGUGCCACAGGAGGGGUGGAGCACGCACUCUGAGCAAUGUCUUGAGACUGACGAGAGCAUAAUCCAUAGUCUCUAUGUGUGUCCUGAUGGUUUAAAUAAAAGAGCUAGCAGAACCUCUCUGUGUCUCUGAUUUCUCCAAGCAGCUAGCCUGGGAGUCAUGAUGGGGAAACAGUAAAACUGGACAUUAACAUUCAUCACAAACUAUUCUCUUUCAUUGUCCCCUAACCACUUAGUCCCACAUAACCCUACCCUGCCUUAUAAUCCAGUAGCAUUGCAGUUAAUGAUGGUGAAAAGGCAGGCAAACUGGUCAAAUCAGACAGGCACAGGAGAGAAUCUAUAGGACAGAAAUAGGAGAGGAGAGAGCCAGUCAGGAAUCAUGACCCUUAUCUCAAGUUUCAAAUGGGAUGCAGUUUUGCUCUUUGCAUUUUCUGCCAAGUUCAAAAUACAACCUGUUGGUGCAAAAAUGCCAAACUGACCACGAGGCCGUCAAUGGACAUAUAAUCUGUGGUCUGCUGUGCUCCUUCGUUUUCUUUCUUUCUUGUUAGCCUCCUGUAGUUUUAGUGGCUGACUGACAGAGAGCAGUUCUCCUGAGGAACCUUUUCAUAGCGUGCAAAUCUAAUGAUGAUUGCCUGUGAGUAAGGAUGCCUCUGAGGCACUCACUAGCAGCACAAGAGCUCUGCCAGCAAGAAAAGUGGCAGCUUUUAUUUCUGAGAACAUGAGCAGAGCUUAUGCUGCUUGUGACAUCAUACAUUAUGGCAUAAUGAUGAGCUUGUAUCUCUAGCUCAGGUCGCCUCCAUGGUAACGCCAGGGGCCAAUUUUCCUCUGCAACUGUGAGUGAGGAGGAGGAAUUAGAAUCAGAGAGAAGGGCUCACAUUGCAGACUGGGCCUCAGUCACGCUCUGCUGGCAGCAACAUGGUGGAAGACUCGAGGAGAAAAGGACCAGGAUUGUGGCGGUCAGGUGGGAUUGCUAUGAGGGAUUAUGAAAAAUGGAACAAGCCAUUGUGUCGCAAUGAAAGCAUUGCUUAACUGGGUUUGAGUCAUUGACAGUCAUUUCUGACCGAAUCCCACAAGCCUCUGCACCUCUGCCAUUUUCUUUCUCUACGCCUGACAGGGACGUAUAAGCAUUCUAAACACAGGCCAGUUGUUCACCAGGCAUCCUGAGCCAUAAAGAUAGAAGGUAGCUUUGAUUUAGCUUUUGUUAGUUUUGUUAAUCUUUAGAUAGAUCUUAAGGGCCAGAAACACAGUUUACACAGAGAUGGUAAAUGCAUUCCUCCUUGGUUCUUGUUUAUUUAGCUUAACCACGUAUGCAUGCUCAAGUAGGAAAUAAUUUCUUUGUAGUUAAAAGGAUUUCUUCUGAUCUGACUUUGUCCCAUGUGGGGGUUUUUGAAAUGUUCAAAGGAAAUCUGAUUGGUUCUUACGAACACUGUGUAAAAAGUUCUUUUGUGAAUAAAACGACCUGGGCCAAGGGGUGGACAGAUUAUUAUUGGUACUCCUCCCACAGUCUUGCUGGUCAAGCCUCGUGUGUAUUUUAUUAAUCAGGGUGCAAUCCUUCCUUGCUUUUGGAACGCAACACAGGAUAAAUUAAAGGGGAGGGAGGAUGGAUAUAGCCAGAAAAGUAGGGAUGAAGUGAGGAAUAAAUAAAGAGAAUCCAGUUGGGAGAGGUCUGAAAUGAGGUCUGUUGUCAAGUACGGGAGUUCCCAUCUUCCUUCUGGUAGCUCACCGAUAAGAAUUAAUGAACAUUUGGUAGAUUUAUUUUCCUUUUAUUACAGCAUUAUGUUGCAAGCACAAACAGGCAAUCCUCCGUAAGGAUAUCAGUUGCUUACUCUGAUUCCUCCUCACUUCCACAGCAAGAAGCACGCCAACGGGAAGUCCCUCCCCACCCCACUCGUCUCCUUUGUUCUCUGACACGCUUGGACCUCCAAGUUUGGAGGGAGGGAGGGGAUCCUACACACACACUCUCGACUUAUGUAUUGGCUAGCUGUUCUCUCAGGAUGUGGGCCUCUGCCAUUGAUUAAAGGAAUGGGGUGAGGUCAGCCAGCUCACAAGAAAGAUGCACACUUUUCCUUGACAGAAGAGGGAGAAACUGGACAGAAAUAGCGGGGGAAGGGAUUUGAAAAGGAAACAGUUGAAGGAAAUCAUCUUCCUCCUUCAUACAUGAUAAUUUCCCCUUUUAGACACCGUUUGUGAGUUGGUACAAGCCUUGCCUUUGUUCCUCAGGUUUCUCUUUCUUGGGUUACUUAAUUAUAGAAGCUGUAUGUUUCAUUGGGGAACUUGAUUGGCCUCCACCGUCACUUACGGACACAUAGAAGACAAUCUUACUUGGCUAUGAGUGAUUGCCAAAGAAGUAGCUACAAUAAACACCAGUAAGGCCUGCACACAGUUGGCCAGACUUCCAACCAAUACGCUCAUCAUCCCACAAGAAAAAGCUGGUCUUAUGCUGACAGGCAGGACAGUGAAAUGGGGCUACCCAACAGACAUGAGAAGUGUUUCUGCAUAGUGGCCGGGCAGGGUAGCAGGAGAGGGAUGAAUCCCCCUUCCCCGUUCAUAUAUAGCCUAAAAGUAAGACCAUUUCAACCUUGCCUCUUCUGCAACUGUUUCUUCAUUUCAAAGUUUGCAAAGUUCAGUCACACAACCCGUCGCUGGCCCAAACUCUGAAACGACGUCAGCGAUUUCUUGCAAACAUGUUUUUCCUGUUCAAUGAACCACACAGACAGACCCGGGAGUUGCAGUGGUAAACUUUAUUUCUCAUAUAAUUAUGAAAAUUAUAGUGGUUUAUUCUUCUCCUGAAACCAAAACUCCAGGGAUUUCUCCAGAGCUCACUAAUCUAAACAUCACCAUCAAGGGUCGUAUGAUGCAGCUUAUCACGUGGAUAGCAAAGUAACAUAAAUCCUCCUCAAAAUUAUAAAUAGAUAUUGUUUAUUAAUAAGCCUGAGGUGAGAUUUUGGGCAGGCUGAGUCUAUGCCAGUUUCUUUCACUACCUUUAAAUCUGAAUUCAUGGCUGGUCUGAAUGGCGGUGACUGUCUCUGGUGCUGCUAGAAUGAUAUCACUGCUCCUGUGCCAGGCAGCCUGGGGGAUGCAUAAGGCAAAAUGCUCGUUCAAUCUCUCCUUGUAUUUACAGGAACCAGUGAAUUAUUAUAGGUUAGGGGACUACCUUGUGAGUGGAGUCAUCUCUCCAAAACUUGCUGUAUUGGAACCCUAUGUCUUCUCCCAGCCACCUUUCAUUGGGAUUCUUGAGUAAGUAACUACAUGCUGAAGGAGUUAAUUCUGCCCCACCUGCAUUGUGACUGACCUCAGCUAACAGGGGGUGACAGACGAUAUUGGUGUGAGUUGGGGGAAAGGUGUUAGGCAGCCAGGCCAGUUUCUUGAUAGGUAAAGGGAUCCCUGACCAUUAGGUCCAGUCGUGGCCGACUCUGGGGUUGCGGUGCUCAUCUCACUUUAUUGGCCGAGGGGGCCGGCGUACAGCUUCUGGGUCAUGUGGCCAGCAGGACUAAGCCGCUUCUGGCAAACCAGAGCAGCACACGGAAACGCCGUUUACCUUCCCGCUGGAGCAGUACCUAUUUAUCUACUUGCACUUGACGUGCUUUCAAACUGCUGGGUUGGCAGGAGCAGGGACCGAGCAACGGGAGCUCACCCCGUCGCGGGGAUUCGAACCAUCAACCUUCUGAUUGGCAAGUCCUAGGCUCUGUGGUUUAACCCACAGCACCAACCACGUCCCUCUAGUUUCUUGAUAAUGACCUGCUAAGUAUGGCUCGUUCAGGUAACAAAGGAGGAGGCUUCAUGCCAGAAAACAACUGGCUGGUAGGUAGAAAGAUGAAAGCCCAGGUUGAGGUGUGUGAGCCAGAAGCUAGAAACAGGCUCUAGGUUGAUAUUUAACACCAGCUAAACUUGCUAAAAUGUACAAGACAAGAACCAAUAAGUGUUGGGAAUGUAAAGAAGGGGAAGGUAUCUUCUACCACAUGUGGACUUGCAAAGAGGUAAAGGCUUUCUGGGAAAUGGUAUAUAAUGAGUUAUAUAAAAUGUUUAAAAAUACUUUUGUUAAAAAAACAGAAGCCUUUCUAUUGGGCAUAGUGGGUGACGAGAUACCAAGGGAAGAUAAAAGACCGUUUAUGUAUGCAACAACUGCAGCAAUAAUUCUUUUAUCCCAAAAAUGGAAACAAGAAGUACCAAUGAAUGAAGAGUGGCAGAUGAAGAUGAUGGACUUUUCAGAAAUGGCGAAGCUGACAGGAAAAAUCUGAAACCAGAACGAUCAAAUAUUUCUAAAGGACUGGAGUAAAUUUAUACGAUAUCUGAAAGAUAAUUGUAAGCAAUUAACAUCACUAGCAAGGUUGUCUGAAGGCUUGUAAUGAGAAAUUUUCUAUCUUUCUAUAUUAAUUUAAUUUUUUGAGAUAUUUUGUAAUGAGUGUAAUUAGAACUGGAUAACGUAUAAAUUGCAAUGAUAUAAAGGUUAAUUUUGAAAGGUUUUAUAUUAUUAUUAUUCUUUGGCAAUCACUCGUAGCCGAGUAAGAUUGUCUUCCAUAAACACAAUUUUAACAAUGAGUCCAUAAGUGACUGUGGAGGCCAAUUCUGGAUCCACACGUCCUUCCACAAUGUUCUGCAAUGUCAGCCUCCUUAUUAUCAUGUCCUAAUUCUUGUACUUGCUUUCUUCGCUUCUCUAAUAAAGCAAAACAGCAUAUAUUCCAUUAUACUCUCCCUUUAUUAAAGAAAGAACGUGGCAUCUUGUUUUCACUGAGAGAAAAAUGGGAGGUUGUCGUAACUGUUUGUUUGCUUGCUUGCUUAUUUGCAGAACUUCUCCUACAAGAUACUGGCAUGUCCUGUCCUUCUUAUUUGCCAUUCAUGAAAUCAAUCAGGAGCCCAAUCUCUUACCCAACAUCACCCUCGGAUACAACCUCUUUGACACCUAUUUUGAUGGCAGACUGGUUUCCGCUGCCAUGCUAAACCUGCGUUCUACUGGAGAAAAGAGUAUUCCAAACUAUUUCUGUGGAACAAGGAAGAAUGCAUUGACUGUCAUUGAAAGGGCUGAAUCUGACAUCUCCAUCCAGAUUUCAAGCAUGGCAGGCAUUUACAAAAUCCCACAGGUAUGGACUUGGAUGACCACCUAUUGGAUGACCACCUAUUGGAGAUAGUGGAUGGUUUCUUUCAAUGCCUCCCACUUUUAUUUCUUGAUGGAAUUGUCUGUAUCUUGUCCACCCUGCAUAAACAUAUGUGGAACUAAGUAAGAGGGUGAGGACAGCAGACGAAGAGAGAAGCCCAGAGAUAAUAAUAAUAAUAAUAAUAAUAAUAAUAAUAAUAAUAAUAAUAAUUAUAUCCCGCCCUCCCUGGCCAAAGCCGGGCUCAGAGCAGCUAACAACAGUAAAAAUAGCACAAUUUACAUCAAAUCACAGUCAAUUAAUUAAAAUACAUUCUAAAAUCAAUUCAGAAUCAAAUUAAUGGCAUAACCAUUGGGCUAGAGUUCUAUGAGGAUUACAGAAGGAGAGAGGGGGGUCAGACUGUGCCUUGACACAACCAGGCACAACCAGAAAGUUACUCAACACAAAAAGUAUAUAUAGACAGACCAGGAGGGUCAGAGAGAGUUAGGAGUUGAAAUAAAGCUUGUAUAAAUAAAGUUACAUGUUUUAUAAUACUCCUACUUGAUUCUGAAUGAUAAUCAACACCACUUGAAACACCGGCACAAAGUCUCUAUCCAUCCACAAGUCUAUGCCUUAGUUUAGCAGAUUUUCAAUUAUAUUCAAUACCGUCUCAUGAAAGUGAUGUUUCUCCUAAGUAUUCAAGACACUUUUCCCCCUUCUCUCUGGACACACACACAACCUAGUGUGCUGAAGAAGAACAAUAUAUAGGCUUAAAACCACCAUUUACACUGGGCUCAGUGAAGGUAAGGAGGAGGUUCAGCCCUCAUAGUGGUGUCCUCAAAGAUACUUCCACUUGAUCUGUUGUUGAAGUGAAAGGUUAUCAAUUACUCAUCCUCAGCUGACAGGUCGAGCUCUUUUAGGUUUUUGUUUCUUAUGAACAGAUACCUGGUAUCCUUUCUUUCCUCACUAGGUCAGUUACGGCUUUGCUCUUGAUGAUAAAACUCAGUUCCCUUUUGUCUACCGGAUGAUCCCAAAGGAAGAAAUCCAGUACAGGGGGGUUAUCCAACUUCUCCUGCAGUUUGGAUGGACGUGGAUUGGAAUCUUUGCUCCAGACAAUGACAAUGGAGAAAGGUUCUUGAAUGCCUUGACACCGUUGAUGACUAGCAGUGGAAUUUGUUUUGCCUUCUCAGAAAGAAUACAACACAUGACAGCGUACCAAAUGAAUGAACUACCUGCCAGGUGGAGACAAGUCAAUGUAUAUGUUUAUUAUGGGGACUCGUCUUAUGAUUUUGUGCCACUAUUCCACCUACAAGAAAUAUUUGAAAAUUUACAAGCUGGGGGUAAAGUCUGGAUCACAACAGCUUUUCCAGACAUCAACAUGAAUUUGAGUUACGAUAUUGAUUUCUUCAUGUACACCCAUGGUUCUUUGUCCUUCACCAUGAAGACUAGAAAAUGGACAAAAUGUGACCACUAUGAGCCAUUCUCUGACAAAAUACAACAAUUUUGGGAGAAGUCAUUUCACUGUUCAUGUCCAGAGAAUGUGCUGCCCAUGAAAGGCUGGACAAGAUGCACAGAGAAAGAGAAACUGGAGAUUCUUCCCCAAGAGGAGAUUGAAAGGGCCCUCUCCCAAGACAGCUACGUUACUUAUAGCAGCAUCCAAACUGUGGCACUUGCCUUAAACUCGGCAUAUUCAUCCAGAUCCAAACAGAUGCUGAUGAUGGCUAGAGGAGACAGUUGGGGACGUGGAAGACUGCAGCCAUGGCAGGUAUUCCCUUUUGUUAAUUGCAACCUACUGUCUAAUUCUGGAAUCAUUGUCCUUCACUUAAAUGGUGCCCCAAAUGUGUUGAUUCAAGUGGAUGACUUCACCCUACCUGAUAUUAGAAUUUGACCUUAGGGUUCACACUGAGUUUUUAUACGUGAUGAAGCUGGCUCUGCUGAUCUCCAAAAUAUUGAAGGAGAAAGUGGGGGGCGACGAUUUAAGAAUGAAUCUCAGAUUUGACUGUGGAAAGCCAACAGCAGUCAACCACUAUGCGUCCAAAUGUGACACAGGUCCCAAUUCAUAGGAGAUUAGAGUGUUGGAGGUGUAAUAGAAUGACUGGAACCUUAUACCAUAUGUGGUGGCCAUGUCCGGAAAUUAAGAAAUAUUGGAAUAUGAUACAUGAGGAAAUUAAAAAGCUAAUAAAAACAUAAUAAAAUAGCAGAGUCAUAUUCAUUAGGAAUUUUGAAUGGAGACAUCCCGAAUGACAAAAUUAAUAUUUUCUUGUACACGACAACAGCAGCGAGAAUGUUAAUAGCCAAUAAUUGGAAAGGAAAUUACGUUCCAACUAAAGAAGAAUGGCUGAAUAAAUUAUGUGAAUACUUGGAAUUAGCAAAGUUGACUGAUUUGAUAAGACAAAAACCAAAAAAUAUAAGCCAGAAGCAAUGGAAAUGUUUAAAUGAUUAUUUAUGUAGACAAAGAUUAAAUGUAAAGUAUUUGUUGUAUUUAUAAUAGAUUUAUGAAAGAUUUUAAAAACAUUGUUUAGAAUAUUUGUGUGAGAUUGUAUGGGAAAAAUAUGGAAUAACAGAUACAAUCUUGCUUAAAAUGUAUAUAGGAAGUGCAGUGUAAGCAAUGGAAGUCAAUAAAUGAAAUUUUAUCAAUAUUUUCAUAUUGAGAUUUUGUAGAAAAAAAUUGGAAGAAAUUCUUCCAACUUUCUUUCUUUUCUCUCUCUAUUUUUUCUUCUUUUUUCUUUUCUUCUUUUUUAUAUAUGUGUGCUUAUCUGAAAUAUAUAUGUAUAUUUUGCUUAUAUUUUGUAAUAAUUAUGUUAAAUUAAUUAAUUAAUUUAAUAAUAAUAAUAAUAAUAAUAAUAAUAAUAAAGGAGGGGGAAAGAGUGCAAUAUACAAUAGGCUUCAGUACUUUCUUAAUGCUGGUAUUUUCUCUGUCAUCCCAGCUUCACCAUUUCUUAAGAAACGUCCAGUUGUUUAACACCUCCAGGGGCGGAUUGUAUUCAGAUGAGAAUGGGGAGCUGGCAGCCGAUUAUGACAUUGUGAACUGGGUGCUGUUUCCCAACAAGUCUCGUGGCAGAGUGAAAGUCGGGAGGGUAGAGAGACAGGCAGCCUCACCUUUAAAGCUCACCAUUAACCCAGAAGCCGUUGUCUGGCCUUCACAUUUCAACAAGGUAGGCAGAAUGAAUUGUGUGCCUGUCCCUUUGUGACGUCUAUUAAGCUCAAAUAACUUACAGGGUGUAUUCAGAAAAUGAACUUAUUCCUAUCCGAUUGAUUUUCUCACUAGUCUAGGGCUGAUCUCAGGGAUUAUAGAAAGAGCAGAGAGCCUUUUCAAGUUUAUGUAGCUGAGUUAUCUACUUUAGCAUGUGUUCUGAUGUCUGGACCGACCGGAUGAACACAUUCGAAACAGGGAUUUCCAUCCAGCGAUCUCAUUGUCCCAUUUGGGAUUUCACAUGACUGGAGCCCUGGCACUAUGGUUUGAGUGAUGGAGAGCAAUGCAACAAAACUCCCGGUAAUGUGGGCAGUUUUUUCCAGCCUGUGGAUUAUCCUUCAGCAGCAAGUACACUUGUAGAUAUCCGUUUCUCUUUAUUGAAUGAAGGAACGUUUGGAUGGAACUUUGGUCUUGAGACAUCACAUAUUGCACUUGAACCUGAUUUUGGGAUUGCAUACAUUAUGUAAAAGCUACAUUUAAAGAAACGGAAACUUGUUUUUACAUUUUGUCUUUGGAAAUUUCUAUAGAAUUGCGUACAGAGUUGUAUGAGCUGUGCUUCUUUAAUGUAAUAUAUGCAUAAUCUGAGUGGCAACUGGACACUGGAUUCCAAAAGUCGCCAGUCACCCUUUGGCUCAGUGCCCUCCUUCCAGUGCCAAUAAAACUGCCACAUAUUCCCUUUUCUUUCUUUCUUUUGUUAGAUCAUUUUAAUUAAUUUUCCAGUAAAAGACAUCCAACUAACAUAUCAAAUCAUAAUCCAAUAAAAAUAAAAAACUGAAAUAAAAAAGGUCGAAUUCUCUUCCGAAUUGUAAAAUUUUAAUUUUACGGCUUCCCAUAGUCUGAACCUUGAAGCAUGUCCAAAUCUCAGUCCUGCUUCUCGUCGAUAUUUCCAUAUUUCCACAUCUCGAUUUUAACGCUCCAAACUUCUUUGUCUCUGGCUCUGCGAUCCUCAAUCAUGUCAGAAAUCAUAUAACCGUUCAUCUGUCGAAUACAGAUUUGUUUAUGUAAUAUACUUUUUCAACUGUGUGUGUAUAUAUAUAUAUAUAUAUAUAUAUAUAUAUAUAGUGUGUAUAUAUAUAUAUACACACUAGCACAGCUUCAUCUGGCUCCAUUCCAAUCUGGGCUGUUAUCCAACUCUCUGAAAAUUAACGUCAUGGCAACUCCCAAAUUGUUAAUCCUUCCCAUCCAAGUUGUUGUCCAAACCUUCCUUUUAAGAUUUGGAAAUACAGUACCUUCCACUUAUUGAAUUGUUCUUCAUAAUUAUUAAGCAGACUGUUUGCUGUAUUGCAGUACAGUGGUACCUCGGGUUACAUCCGCUUCAGGUUACAGACUCCACUAACCCAGAAAUAGUACCUCAGGUUAAGAACUUUGCUUCAGGAUGAGAACAGAAAUUAGGUGGCAGCAGCGGGAGGCCCCAUUAGCUAAAGUGGUGCUUCAGGUUAAGAACAGUUUCAGGUUAAGAACAGACCUUCGGAACGAAUUAAGUACUUAACCCGAGGUACCACUGUAUAUCAGUCAUUUGGCAAUCGAUCAGCCUUCCUGAAAACCACCCAGUCCCCUCUCCGGGCCCUAGAGGGGGGACAUAUUCCCUUUUCUUAACAACUAUGUCCUCUCCUAGCUUAGUAUCAGACGUAUGAUCUCUCCUUGGCCCUCUGCUCUGAGAUAAUUGGAGCAGCAAAAUUAUGUACGCCAAAGUACUUUCUAAGCCAUGCACUAGAGCAUCAACAAUAUUUACCUAAAAGGGGGGGGGAGGUAGGGGAAUCCAUUGGGGUCAUUCCAAACCCUAUGACUCACUUCCAUACCCUAACAAUUUCCCUUCGAUGCUCCUUUACUUUAUGGUUAGACAAUGCCUCGCUCCAGGUGUACCAAAAGCUGUCGACCUGGAUAUGCCAAGGUGGUUCAAGAAGGAGAGCCCAUUUGCUGCUAUGCUUGUGCUUCAUGUAUGGAAGGGACAAUCUCCACCCAGGAAGGUGGGUGACUCCAGGGGAGAGGGCAUUUGAAAUAUACUCAGAGUCGCAAAGUGAUUUCAUGCUCUUUAUUCAGCUCAUAGUGGUGAGGCGGGAAUGGAAGUCCCCUCAAAGUAUCUGCUUUAUAUACAUUAUUUACACAAUGGGCUGCACGUGAUUGGCUAAUUCCGGAAUUCUCCUGUAGGCCAAUCAGGUUGUGGAUUCACUUCUAUCUGGAGCUGGAUUGGGUGGCUCCUGCAGACCAAUCAUACUGCUGCAUUGUUCUAGGACCAAUCAGACUGCUGCAUUCUGAAUCCUAUUGUUCUAGGACCAAUCAGACUGCUGCAUUUUGGAUCCUAUUGUUCUAGGACCAAUCAGACUGCUGCAGUUUGGAUCCUAUUCAACUCAGUACAUAACAGCAUUCUUUGGGAGAACUGAGAUAGGGCAGAGAUCCAAUAAAAGGCUGACAAGGAAAACAGUAAGAGAAAAAAGAGAAAGGUAGAGAGGGAAACGAAGACAGAAGUGUCUGACGUGCUCUGGUUCAUGGGGUCACGAAGAGUCGGACACGACUAAAUGACUAAACAACAACAACAACAACAGAGAGGGAAACUGUGCACAUCAAAGAAUGCAUGGAGGAGAGGUGGAGAGAAACAGGCACUUGGGGGAGGUAGCAGAGUACACAUAGAAUAGUAGAAACAUGGUUGGAAGGGACCCCAAGGGUCAUCUAGUCUAAAGCCCUGCAAUGCACACUGAGUGUGAAAGGAGAAAGGCAAAAAAAAAUGGUAGGCUAUUAAUAAAAAUGCCAAGAGGCAUGUAGAGGAGAGAAGGGGUGUGUGUGCUUCUCUGUUUAGAGUUAUUAGAUCAAUAUAUUCUGCACAAAAGGGGGAGGUGGAAUCACAAUGCCUAGAGAACCAGUGCUUAUGCUGAACUAUGGAACUCCCUGCAGCGUGGAAAGAAUGUCACAGUUUGCAUCUAAAUCAUGACUGUUGCCCUUAGUAGUUUCUAGCCAUUUUUAAUCGGCCCUAGGGAGAUAACGUGUGAGAACCUCUGCCACAAUGAAUUACAUGGCUUCAACUAGGGCCAGGGCCUUUUCAGCACUGGCCCCGACGUGGUGGAAUGCUCUGUGACAAGAAACUAGGGCCCUGCGGGACUUGACAUCUUUCCGCAGGGCCUGCAAAACAGAGGUGUUCCACCUGGCCUUUGGUUUGGACUCGGUCUGACACUUAUGUUUCCCUCCACUUAUGGUCUUGAUUUAUCAGCUACUUUAAAAUGAGGCAGCAUUUUAAAUUGCAUUUUAACCUGUAUUUUAAAUUGGUUUUCCUCCCUUUUCCUUCACCCCCCUCUCUUUCCCCCCAUUAUGUUUUUACUGUGAUUUUAUUGGUGUUAGCCGCCCUGAGCCCGGCUCUGGCCGGGGUGGGUGGGGUAUAAAUAAUUUUUAUUAUUAUUAUUAUGUUAGUUUUUUUUCUUUUUAAUUGCCUUGGAAUGCACACUGCAGGAGAGAUAGUUUGGGGGAUUUGCCCACAGCAAAUAUAACCUUUUGUGAUUCUAAUCUCCCUCUGUUUUAAAUGUGAUUUGGACAUGCUAAUCUCUAAAGAUACAAGCCUGAUUCUCUUAUUUAUGUUACGGCUACUAAAUUUGCUCCCCUUCCUUUCAGAUGCAGGCUAUUGCACCAAAUGUCCAGAUGAUCAGCAUCCAAACAAGGACCAAAAUCAAUGUGUCCCCAAGAUCACCACUUUCCUUGCCUACAUCGAACCUUUGGGCCUCAUCCUAGCUUCCUUUGCCCUAUUCUUGUCCAUAACCACAGUAUUUGUUUUAGGAAUCUUCAUUAAAUACAAGGAAACUCCGAUAGUCAAAGCCAACAACCAGGACCUCUCCUACAUCCUCCUCAUCUUCCUCGUACUCUCUUUUUCAUCUUCAUUCCUGUUCAUUGGUCAGCCAAUGAACACAACCUGCCUCCUCCGACAAACGGCCUUCAGCAUCAUCUUCUCAGUUGCUGUGUCUUCUCUCUUGGCCAAAACCAUCACCGUGGUGCUGGCCUUCCUGGCCACAAAGCCAGGGAACAGGGUGAGGAGAUGGCUGGGGAAGACCUUUGCCAACGCCAUUGUCAUUUCCUGUUCCAGUGUCCAACUUGUCAUCUGCACCAUCUGGCUAGGGAUCUCUCCUCCUUUCCCUGAUUCUGAUAAGCACUCCCAGCCUGGGGAGAUCAUCCUGCAAUGUAACGAAGGAUCUGUUGCCAUGUUUUACACUGUCCUUGGCUACAUGGGCUUCCUGGCUGCCAUCUGCUUCACGGUGGCUUUCCUGGCCAGGAAGCUGCCUGGGGCCUUCAAUGAAGCCAAGCUGAUCACCUUCAGCAUGCUGGUCUUCUGCAGUGUUUGGGUGUCCUUUGUGCCCACCUACCUGAGCACAAAGGGGAAAUACAUGGUAGCUGUUCAGGUCUUCUCCAUCUUGGCCUCCAGUGCUGGGCUUCUGGGCUGCAUCUUCAUCCCCAAAUGCUACAUUAUUGUACUGAGGCCUGAUCUGAAUACAAAAGAGCACCUCUCAACAAAAACAAAAGAUGGCAUCUGAUACUUAGUUCUCAAGAAAGGGACCAUUUUCUAAGGAAAGGAAAGGGGCCAGAAUCCUGGCUUCCAUUGGAGGCAAACAAAAUUCUCAAAAAGAUACAGAACCUCCUGCUUCCUAAAAGAUUUUCAGGUUCCCUCUUCUUUUUCCAUACCACAUGCCUUCUCCGUAGUGGCACCCAUCCUGCGGAACGCCCUCCCAUCAGAUGUCAAGGAGAUAAAUAACUAUACAACUUUUAGAAGACAUCUGAAGGCAGCCCAGUAGAAAGGGUCAUGCAUGAAGUAAUUGUGUAAAAAAUGCUAUAAAAGUGCCUUGAAAGGUAUGCUUUUUGCUCACUCUUUUGAGAAAUUCCACUCGGCCAAUUUGAGUUGCCGCUUGAAUAAACCUGUGCUUUUUCCACACACUGUUGUCCUCAUUGGCUUGAAGAACUGGCGUAGCCUAGACCCUCUUUGGUAGGGUAAACCCUGAACCUAUUUCAAUGUUCUCGGACCUACUAAAAUCUCAAUAGAUUCACUGCAAUAUAUGCUGAUCUACUGAUUGUCUGGCAGGGGGGGCAUACAUUCAGAUGAGGCAGAUCUACUAAUAUUUGGCCAUAACAUUAAUUUUUCUUAAAAUGCACAACAAAGCAGCAGUUAACUCUGCAUCUGUUGGUUAAGAGCAGUGGACUCGUAAUCUGGUGAACCAGGUUCGCGUCUCCGCUCCUCCACAUGCAGCUGCUGGGUGACCUUGGGCUAGUCACACUUCUUUGAAGUCUCUCAGCCCCACUCACCUCACAGAGUGUUUGUUGUGGGGGAGGAGGGAAAGGAGAAUGUUAGCCGCUUUGACACUCCUUCGGGUGGUGAUAAAUCGGGAUAUCAAAUCCAAAAUAAACUAUAGAGACUGUGCGUUCUAUGGCUUUGAGGGACAAGUUUGAUUUCUUUUCCUAUUAGGGUAAAGAAUACUGGGUGAGUCGGAGCAAUAUUCUGAUUCAGAAGGAGGCAACCUCAGGCCUGCAAAAUAUUCAGGAUAAUAUCCUGCAGAACAUCCAUGGUUUGUGAAUGAAUCUAGAUAAUCAACAAAAAUGGUGGAUUUACUCUGAUCAAUAGGACAAUGAAAUCUCCCUCCUUGUGCACAUAAUAAUAAUAAUAAUAAUAAUAAUAAUAAUAAUAAUUUAUUAUUUAUACCCUGUCCAUCUGGCUGGGUUUCCCCAGCCACUCUGGGUGGCUUCCACUGAAUAUUAAAAACAAUACAGCAUCAGACAUUAAAAACUUUCCUAAACAGGGCCGCCUUCAGUUGUCUUUUAAAAGUAAAAUAGUUGUUUAUUGCCUUGACAUCUGAUGGGAGGGUGUUCCACAGGGCAGGCGCCACUACCGAGAAGGCCCUCUGCCUGGUUCCCUGUAACCUCACUUCUCGCAGGGAGGGAACCGCCAGAAGGCCCUCAGAGCUGGACCUCAGAAGAAGGAAGGCAUUACUGCUUGCUUGGGGAGGGAAGAGGGAUGGGCAGACCGCACAAUGCAGGUAUGUGGUAGUUCAAAUGGAGCCUAAAAGAAUGAGCAGAGCCAUAGCUAGGAGGGGCGGGGGCCACUGGGCCCCACACCGCAGUGGACAGCACUUCUUGUGCCCAAGCCAAGCGUCUCUCCUGGGAGUGACGCGGUGGCUCAGGCACCUGCAGGCUCCACAAUGCCCAAAAGGGCAGUGUGGGGCAUGCAUCUACCCACUGCCACCCCCUGAGCCACUCUACAGUUGAGGGGGAGACAGCAGACAGUCUCCCUGCAGGCUCUUCGCAGCUCGAAAAAGCAACGCAGGCCUGCAGGGUGCCAGAGCAGAAGAGGGCUCAGGCACUGGGAUUCUGGCGUGCCCUGCCCCACCCCACGGGGGCCUUGCGCCACCCCCAUGCACCCAAGGGGCUAGCUAUGCUGCUGAGAAUGAGCAUUUGGAUCCUGCCUCUAUGAAAUGAUUUCUUCAAUACAAAGUGUGCCGAGUCCAGCUGCUCACUGGCUGUCCCAUCUCCAGCUAUGGAGACCCAUCAGUGAUAUCUCGCAAACAUGUUUUUCCUCCAGCUCUGCACCUCUUCCUUGAGCCAUGGAGAGGCGCCAGCAGGUUGCAGAGGUGGACCUUCUUCCCCUUUAUAAUUACGAAAAUCAUAAUGGUGUAUUCUUCCCCUCACACCAAAGCUCCGGGGAUUUCCCCUGAGACCAAUAAUACAAACAUCUGAAUCCAGAACAACAUGUGGCGACUUCCUGCAGCAAGCCAGAAAGAAGAACUGUGACAUAAAUACUGUUGGGAUUCUAAGGGUGAGGUACCCAUGCUGCGGAAGUUGCCGCCAGCUCCAUUCACCACACAGAGGCAGCUGUAGGUUCUCAAUAGUUUAUUGCUGCAGAAGAUCAGGCUUCAGCAAUGCAGUUGCAGACACUGAUAUAUACAUACAGCUUGUGGUGUUUGCAGAUACAGAUACAGAAAUAUACAAGUACAAAGUAAUUCUAUUGCUCCAGCAAUUCCAUGACGUAACCCAGACUUUGACUCAUUUCACAAGACUCCCUCACUGACUAAUAAGCUGACAUUAGCAACUGGCUUGCUUGGCUAACCUCCUUCCUCCAUGUUCAGUUCCUCCAGCAAAUUUCUUGGGGGAAAAGAUUAAGUCCUGUGCCAGUGGGAGUCUGAUCUGAGAUCGAGGAAAGGCAGGGACUGGGCGAUUGGGAAGCUUUCUCUUCCUGACUUUAGAUAUGAAUCCAUGGCAAGAAUCCAGCUGUGUCCUUGAUGUCAUUGCUGCCAUGAUGAAGGCGACUGGCACAGGCACUGCUAGAAUGGUAUCUCUGCUGCUGCUGUUGUUGCUGCUGCUGCUAAUGCCCCAGGCAGUCCACGGACACAGGACAGAGUACUGCCAUGUAUUCCUGCCUCGUUAUCCAAAUCAGCCUGCAAAUUAUUACAGGACAGGAAACCAUCUCAUUAGUGGAAUCAUCUCAUCAAAAGGUGGUUUAGUUGAACCAUACGUCUUCUCCCGGCACCCCUUAACCAGGUUUAUUCUGUAGGUACCUAUGUAUUGAUGGAUUUUAUGCUGCCAUAUCUGUAUCCUGGCUGUCCCCAAGUACAAGGGACAACCUCUAUUUUCUGGUCCAUCUGAUCAAAUUCUGUCCUUAUUUUGAUUCCAACAGCUCCUUCAGGCAACCUUGUUACUUAGCAUUCACCUUCAUUUGCCUGUAGAAAGCUUAGCUUGCUGUUAUAUUAUGUCUUCAUUGUGGAUUCUUUCUAAUUUGUUGGUGGACAGCUAUGAACAUUUAUUAUAUCUAUAUUCAUGCUGAUUUGCUUGCUGGGUGUUUAGGUAUUUUCCCACUUGGAAGCAGCCAAGAUGAGCAGUUUCCUAACAUUUCAAAUCUCUUUAAAUUGCAUUUGAUUUUGAUCUUUGAAGGCAAUGGGCUUCCCAUCAGAAACAGUAAACUCUCCAUUUUCUCUUAAAUGGCAAAGUAAUAUCUAACUUGCAACCACAGUACACGCCCCAUAAAAACAAUACAGACCAAUAUUUGGGGACGAGCUAUUUUAAGAUUUGUGUAAAGGCCUUUAGAUUGAUAAGGGAAAUAAUGUGAUAUUUUGUGUUCACUGAAAGGAGAACGGCAGUCUAUCAGUACUAUUGGUUUCUUUGUUUGCAGGUUCGGUUCUACGAGAUAUUGGCAUAUCCUGUCCUUCUUGCUAG